UGCUUUAUAGAGAACAGGCCAGCCGGCAUCGCAUCGCAUCGCCAUUCCAUUCCACCACCUACACGACAGAGCUGCUCUGCUCCUCCAGGAUCCAGAUCCCGAGGCUUUGAGCGAGCCAUGGCCACCGCCUUCGACUCCCCCACCUCCUCCCCCGCCGCUGCGCCCUUCCACGACGACGCCUUCCUCCGCUUCGACGGCUCGGCCGCCGACGUCCACGUCUCCGGGGACGGCUUCCCUGCCUCCCCGGACCCCUACGCCUUCCGCUCCGACGCACCCUCCCCCUUCGGCAUGCCCGAGGCCAACGGCGGCCUCCACGAUGACCCCUUCGGCGCGCCACCCGCCGACGCCGACUCUGGGCCCAUCCUCCCGCCGCCCACCGAGAUGGGGCGCGAGGAGGGAUUCCUGCUCCGCGAGUGGCGCCGUCAAAAUGCAAUCCUCCUUGAGAAAAAGGAGGAGGAGGAGAAGGAGCAGAGGAGCCAAAUCAUCCUUGAUGCUGAAGAAUUUAAGAAAGCUUUUGUUGAGAAGCGAAAGCUCAAUGUUGAGACAAGCAAGGACCAAAACCGUGAAAGGGAGAAGCUUUUCCUAGCCAACCAGGAGAAGUUCCAUGCUGGUGCAGAUAAGCAGUACUGGAAAGCGAUAUCAGAACUUAUCCCACACGAGAUUGCAAACAUUGAGAAGAGAGGGGCGAGGAAAGAUAAGGAGAAGGAGAAGAAGCCUGGGAUCGUUGUGGUCCAGGGCCCAAAGCCUGGGAAGGCCACGGACAUGUCACGGAUGCGCCAGAUAUUGCUGAAGCUGAAGCACACUCCCCCGCCACACAUGAAGCCACCUCCCCCGCCUGCUGCGGCUGGAAAGGAUGGAGCUAAGCCAGUGGCAGCUGUGGCUGGAAAGGAUGGAGCUAAGCCGGUGGCAGCUGCCAAUGGCACUGUCCCUGAGAUGGAGAAGGCGGUGGCAGCGGCAGCGGCACCAGCAGAAGAAGCAGCAGCACCGGCAACUGAGCCGGUCUCAGUUGCCUGAAUGAGAAGGAGAGUGCUGAGCUAAUCAUUUGCGGUAGGAGGAUAUGUCACUGCAGAGGAGGUGGCGUCAGACACGUAGUGUGUAUUUGUUAAGGGAAUGCUGUGGACCUUGAUUGGAUUGCAUAUUGUUAUUGCAUUUUGUAGAGAGGGAGGGGAUGUAUAUCCUGAUCCUGAUAAUAAUAAGGUAAAGGAGGCUGUCUGUCUGUAUUAGGGGGCCGGGGAGGACGUGUUUGUGUUUGGGAUUUCCUUGUGUGGAACUGGUUGUAUGCUAUCCGCUGCGGCAUAUAUUCUGUGUUUUUUUCGUCUCAA
Molecule: messenger RNA, 1322 nt
Organism: Phragmites australis (common reed)
Lineage: Eukaryota; Viridiplantae; Streptophyta; Magnoliopsida; Poales; Poaceae
Product: clathrin light chain 2-like
Exons: 3
Coding region: 118-1014 (298 amino acids)
Biological process (GO): clathrin coat assembly; intracellular protein transport; clathrin-dependent endocytosis
Cellular component (GO): plasma membrane; clathrin coat of trans-Golgi network vesicle; clathrin coat of coated pit
Molecular function (GO): clathrin heavy chain binding; structural molecule activity
Source: RefSeq, a predicted model, not a curated record